GGCUAUCGAGAAAAUGAAACUUAUCUUCAAAACGUUUCCACUGACGGGAUCUGCAAGGAAAGAGGUCGCCUCCCUUUACGACGAAAAACAUGGCCAGCAAACAUUUUCCCCCACGUAAACUCCAAUCAGAGGAACAACAGCUGCGGAUUGUGCUUGUUGGGAAGACUGGAGUUGGGAAGAGCACUACAGGAAACACCAUCCUUGGGAAAAAAGCAUUUCAGUCUGGACUGUCCUCUUCUUCAUUGACAAUGACAUGUAAAAAGGAAACUGGAACUUUUAAAGGGCAGCAUCUGGCUAUUGUUGAUACUCCUGGUCUGUUUUCCACCAAAGCACCAGACGGAGAACCAUUAAAAGAGACACUCAAAAUACCUGGUGUAUCUGACACAAACACGAAGAUGCUUCAUGAGAUUGCUAGGUGCAUCUCUUUUUCUGCUCCUGGUCCUCAUGUGUUUCUGGCUGUUCUCCAGAUUGGCAGAUUUACACCAGAGGAACAGGAAACGGUGAAACUCAUCAAGAUGCUCUUUGGAGAAGAGGCAGAAAAUUACACUAUGGUUCUGUUCACUCAUGGUGAUGACUUGAAAGCCGAAGGGGAUUCAAUAGAGAAACUGAUCAAUGAUAAUGAACACCUUAGCAAAUUUGUCAAGCAGUCCAAAGGUGGGUACCAUGUCUUUGACAACAGGGACAAGGAUCCAUCUCAGGUUGACGAGCUGCUGCAGAAGAUAAAAAGCAUGGUUCAGGGAAAUGGAGGAAGUCAUUACACAAAUGAGAUGUACCUGAACGCCGAGAAAGCCAUAAAAAAUGAAAUGCAAAGCCUAAUUAAAAAAAGUCCAACAAUGACAGAGGAAGUAGCAAGAAAAAUAGCUGAAAAUACUGAUCUCAUCAUUAAGAUAGUGGGUGGUCUUCUUUCAGUUUUAGUAAUAGCAGGAGGUGUUGCUGCAAAAGUGGGACGAUGCAUUUUACACCAGCGCUUCGUUGUCAGCGUCCGUUGCGUCACCCUCCGACCUAAGCUCAUUGAUUUGGCUAGGUCAAGCCUCGGCUCUGAGCUGACAAUGGUCCUUGUAGGACAGGAGAGAGUGGGUAAGAGCGCAGCAGGGAACACAAUCCUGGGAAGACCGGCGUUUGAAUCCAAGCUAAGUUUCAGACCCGUGACUCUGAAAUGCCUGAAGGGAGAAGGCGUUGUGUGUGACAAGAGGCUGAACGUGGUGGACACCCCUGGACUCUUCAACAGUGAGCUCUCUAAAAGUGAGGUGGAUGCAGAGUUUGAGGAGGCCUUGCGGCUGAGCUCCCCAGGCCCCCAUGCCUUCUUACUCGUCCUACAACUGGGACGCCUCUCCGAACAAGAGAAGAAAGUGAUGGAAACGUUAGAGAAAAUGAUGUGUCCCUCCAUUAGUGACCACACUUUGGUGCUCUUCACUUAUGGAGACCGACUGGGUGACACUGACAUGACGCAUUUCAUCAGGGAGGACAAGAACCUGGAGAAAUUAGUUCAGAAAUGCGGUUGGCGAUAUCAUGUGUUUAACAACCGUGAUGCAGGAAACAUUCAACAGGUGAAAGAACUCCUGGACAAAAUAGAUGCCAUGACAGAGCAAGGACAGCUACGGUAUCUAAAGAAUUCUUCCAGAUCAGAAGAAGUCUGGACUGAUCUUCAGGAUGAAACAACUGAUCCAAGUGAUAUGGAGAGUUUUUGUUUUCUGGAAAGGAAACCGCAAUCAGGGGAACAACAGCUGCGGAUUGUGCUUGUUGGAAAGACCGGAGUUGGGAAGAGCACUACAGGAAACACCAUCCUGGGGGAUAAAGCAUUUCAGUCUGGGCUGUCCUCUUCCUCAUUGACAAUGAAGUGUCAAAAGGAAACUGGAGAGUUUGGAGGGCAGUCCCUGGCUGUUGUUGAUACUCCUGGUCUGUUUUCCACCAAAAUACCUGACGGAGAACCAUCAAACGAGACAUUCAAAAUACCUGGUGUAUCUGACGCAAACGUGCAUACGCUUUCUGAGAUUGCUAGGUGCAUCUCUUUGUCUGCGCCUGGUCCUCAUGUGUUCCUGGUUGUUUUCCAGAUUGGCAGAUUCACACCAGAGGAGCAGGAAACGGUGAAACUCCUCAAGACGUUUUUUGGAGAAGACACAGGACGUUACACUAUGGUUCUGUUCACUCAUGGUGAUGACCUGAAAGCCGAAGGGGUUCCAAUAGAGAAACUGAUCAAUGAUAAUGAAGACCUUAGCCAGUUUGUCCAGCAGUGCAAAGGCGGGUACCAUGUCUUUGACAACAGGGACAGGGAUCCAUCUCAGGUUGAUGAGCUGCUGUGGAAGAUCAAAAGCAUGGUGCAGAGAAAUGGAGGAAGUCAUUACACCAAUGACACAUUCCUGAGAGCCGAAAGGGCCAUAAAAAAGGAAAUGCAAAUCCUAAAGACGCGAAAUCCUAUGAUGCCAAUGCAAAUAGUAAGACAAAUAGCUGAAAAUGCUUAUUCCAUCAUUCAGAUGCUGGUUCGUAUUCUUUCACUUAUAGCAAUAGCAAGAAGUGCUGUCACAUACGUGGGACGAUGCAUUUUACAGUAAAAUGUUCAGUGUUACAAAUUCAUGUCGAUGUGCUUUGAUGAUGAGCCAUCUUCUCAAAAAAUAAACUGCAGCA
Messenger RNA from Lampris incognitus (smalleye Pacific opah), 2622 nucleotides. RefSeq lists its product as uncharacterized. Gene Ontology annotation, molecular function: GTP binding. The transcript is spliced from 5 exons. The coding region runs from base 90 to 2549 and encodes 819 amino acids. Lineage: Eukaryota; Metazoa; Chordata; Actinopteri; Lampriformes; Lampridae. The record is from RefSeq and is a predicted model, not a curated record.